AACGCCGUCGCCGCCGCCACUAAACAAACCCGAGCGCGGCACCAGUCAACGGGGGGGGUGGUGCGGCCGCUGUGGAGCCUUCGAUGUGCUGGGCACGGUCGGGCAGCGAGGCUGAGCUCUGUGGGAGCACAGACACAAGGGAAGGAUGCCUGUGGUGUGGCCAACUCUUCUGGACCUCAGUAGGGAUGAGUGCAAGAGGAUCCUUCGCAAACUGGAACUGGAGGCCUAUGCAGGUGUCAUCAGUGCCUUGCGUGCACAGGGAGACCUUACGAAAGAGAAGAAAGAUCUUCUUGGAGAACUCUCUAAAGUGCUUAGUAUUUCAACAGAGCGACAUCGUGCUGAAGUUCGGAGAGCAGUAAAUGAUGAACGACUAACAACAAUUGCACACAAUAUGUCUGGACCAAACAGCUCUUCCGAGUGGUCCAUAGAAGGCCGUCGACUGGUGCCACUGAUGCCACGACUUGUUCCACAAACAGCUUUUACUGUUACUGCAAAUGCUGUUGCCAAUGCAGCCGUUCAGCACAAUGCAUCUCUUCCAAUUCCUGCAGAAACUGGGAACAAAGAAGUGGUGGUUUGCUAUUCCUACACAAGUACCACUUCAACCCCAACAUCCACCCCUGUUCCAAGUGGCAGUGUAGCAACAGUGAAGUCCCCCAGACCUGCCAGUCCAGCCUCCAAUGUAGUCGUCUUGCCAAGUGGAAGUACUGUUUACGUCAAAAGUGUCAGCUGCUCAGAUGAUGAUGAAAAACCCCGCAAAAGACGGCGAACGAAUUCUUCUAGUUCUUCCCCUGUUCUUCUGAAAGAAGUCCCGAAGGCAGUGACUCCUGUGACUAAAACUAUCACAGUGCCUGUAAGUGGCAGCCCCAAAAUGAGUAAUAUAAUGCAGAGCAUUGCCAACUCCUUACCACCACACAUGUCGCCUGUGAAAAUAACCUUCACUAAGCCCUCAACACAGACAACAAACACCACAACACAGAAGGUCAUAAUAGUAACCACCUCUCCAAGCUCAACUUUUGUACCCAACAUCCUUUCCAAGUCCCACAACUACGCAGCCGUUACAAAACUUGUUCCAACAUCAGUCAUUGCCUCAACUACUCAAAAGCAGCCCGUGGUUAUCACUGCUUCCCAGUCCUCUGUGGGCAGCAGCAGCAGCAGCUGCUCCACUCCUUCCUGCACUGCAAAUACUAUUGCUGUGACUGCUGUAGUGUCAUCUACACCAUCAGUGGUUAUGUCAACAGUAGCACAAGGUGUGUCUACAUCAGCAAUUAAAGUUGCCUCUACCAGACUACCUUCCCCAAAAGGUUUGGUUGGGAAUCCAACUCAGAUCUUAGCACAGUUUCCCAAACAGCAUCAGCAGUCUCCCAAACAGCAGCUGCACCAAGUCCAACAGGCCCAACAGCAGCAGCAGCAGCAACCGCAGCAGCAGCAGCUGGUGCCAUGUUCUGUAGCCCAGCAGCAGCCACAGCAGUCUCAGCUGCCAGCUGGCAUCAAGCCCACCAUUCAGAUCAAACAGGAAUCAGGUGUUAAAAUAAUCACUCAACAGGUGCAGCCCAGUAAAAUCCUUCCCAAACCAGUUACAGCGACCUUGCCCAGCAGUAGCAAUUCACCCAUUAUGGUGGUUAGCAGUAAUGGGACUAUCAUGACAACUAAACUGGUCACUACUCCCACUGGAACUCAAGCAACAUAUACACGGCCAACAGUGAGUCCUUCUCUGGGGGCUCGGAUGGCUGGAACUCCAGGGGCUGCUACUUACGUGAAAACUACAAGUGGUAGCAUCAUUACCGUAGUACCAAAAUCACUGGCUACUCUAGGAGGGAAGAUCAUCAGCAGUAAUAUUGUUUCUGGAACUACAACCAAAAUCACUACAAUUCCAAUGACAUCGAAACCCAAUGUGAUAGUUGUGCAAAAAACUACUGGAAAAGGAACUACAAUUCAAGGGCUUCCAGGCAAAAAUGUUGUCACAACACUGUUGAAUGCUGGGGGGGAGAAAACUAUUCAGGCAGUGCCAGCAGGAGCAAAACCUGCUAUCAUCACUGCCACAAGACCCAUCACAAAAAUGAUUGUUACACAGCCAAAAGGAAUAGGGUCCACGGUCCAGCCAGCCACCAAAAUCAUCCCAACUAAAAUUGUUUAUGGUCAGCAAGGGAAAACACAGGUCCUCAUAAAACCAAAGCCAGUGACAUUUCAAGCAACAGUUGUGAGUGAACAAACCAGACAGCUGGUGACUGAAACGUUACAGCAGGCAUCAAGGGUAGCAGAGACAGGAAACUCUUCUCUCCCAGAAGUGAAAGAAGAACCACAAACCUACACUGACAGUAGCUCUUCUUCUACGGAGUCUUCCCAGAGCUCUCAAGAUUCUCAGCCUGUAGUCCAUGUGAUUGCUUCAAGAAGUCAAGAUUGGUCAGAACAUGAAAUUGCUGUGGACACAAGCCCUACAAUAAUUUACCAGGAUGUAUCCAAUGAAUCUCAGUCAGCUACUUCCACGAUAAAAGCUUUGCUGGAACUUCAGCAGACAACAGCAGUCAAGGAAAAGUUGGAAUCAAAGCCAAGGCAGCCUACCAUUGACUUGAGCCAAAUGGCUGUCCCAAUCCAGAUGACUCAAGAAAAGAGGCAUUCUCCAGAAAGUCCUUCAAUCGCUGUUGUAGAGUCAGAACUAGUGGCUGAAUAUAUCACAACUGACUCCGGAAGACAACACUGUAUUGGUUCACAUUCGGAAGAAUAUCUACACAACCAUAUAGUCAGUCAUCGGUCCCAGCCCCACCAGUCAUCUCAGCCCCAGAGGACUCUGCUGCAGCACGUGGCUCAGUCGCAGACAGCAACGCAGACUUCUGUUGUGGUGAAAUCUAUUCCUGCAUCCUCCACCGGUGCCAUAACCCAUAUCAUGCAGCAGGCCUUAAGCAGUCAUACUGCAUUUACCAAACACAGUGAACAACUUGGAACUGAGGAAGGAGAAGUGGAAGAGAUGGACACCUUAGAUCCUCAGACUGGCCUGUUCUACAGAUCUGCCCUGACACAAUCGCAGGCACAAAAACAGCAAAAACUGAGUCAGCCGCAGCUGGAACAGACUCAACUGCAAGUGAAAACUCUGCAGUGUUUCCAGACUAAGCAGAAGCAGACAAUCCACCUACAGGCUGAUCAAAUCCAGCACAAACUCCCACAAAUGCCCCAACUUUCCAUAAGGCAUCAAAAGCUAACCCCCCUGCAGCAAGAGCAAGCACAGACCAAACCAGAUGCACAGCACCCCCCACACCAUAUGAUGGCCAAAGAAAGGCAACUCCCUACCUUAGUGGCACAGCCACAGCAAACUGUAGUACAGGUGCUUGCAGUAAAAACCACGCAGCAGCUGCCCAAACUGCAACAGGCACCAACGGCACAAAAAAUCUACGUGCAACCCCAGCCCCCCCAGAGUCAAAUGCAGCUACCUGCCUCUUCAGAGAAACAGCCAGCAAGCCAGGCAUCCACGGAGACAGCAGUAGCAGAUAUAUUGAGAGUGUCUAUGGUGGAAGCUCAGAUUGAUGCAAACAUAGAACAUACGAUAGUGGAUCCCCCAAACAAGGCCACGUCCACUAGUAAACCUGCUAGUGAAGCAGAGUCGUCACCUUGUACCCAGGGCCUGAGGGUGGCUGCAGUAGGGAUGACGGCACCUUCCAUCCCCCAGCAACAGACACAUGCAGAAUCCAGCUCAAGUCCUCCUGCUGUUGGUCCUACUUUAACAGAGAGGAAACUCGAUGCACAAGGAAUACCUGCAACAAACCAGUUUAUACACAUUCAGAACAUAUCACAAAAGAAAGCUGAAGAAAGCUCAUCAGAAAUUGUUGUCCAGACUAUCCCUCACUAUUCCAUCCCUUGUCACUCCAGCUCCAAUGUGGUGGUGGAACCCAGUGGGCUCCUGGAGCUCAACAACUUCACCAGUCAGCGCCUCGAUGAUGAGGAGACAGCAAUGGAGCAAGAUGUGGACAGUAGCACUGAGGACGGCACUGAGCCCAGCCCCUCUCAAAGUUCUGCUGAGCAAUCUUAAGGAUUAGGGACACUGGAGUGCACUUUAAAGUAUCUUGGGAUUUUGAGUAUCCAAGAUGCCCUUCUGUUGUGAUGUCUUAGAGCACUUUGCCUAUUAGAAUUGUUCAUUGGACUCUUGAAGCAUCAGUGUGUUUUAACAAGACAGUAUUGCAAAAGCUGCAUCUUAAAAAUUGUUUUGGGGAAAAAAAGAAGAUGUAGUUACUGAGAUUGAGUAAACCUGUGAGAGUGGAAUGUACUCCUGUUCAAAAACGAAUCUGCAAUGAAUUCUACAGCUUGUGCUAUUGAAGCCCAUGCCCAGAUACUGAAACAGCUUUCCCUGAAAAGAGAUCAUUAUUUUGUUGUGUCUUUUUAGCUGUUGAGCGAAACACCAUUAAAAAAAAAAAAAUAGAAAACAUUUAAUAACUAUUUUUAUUUUCAAAUAGCAUGUGAGAGAAAAAAUGUCUCUGACAGUGCUGGAAAAGCCCCAGGAAUUUUGGAAUUGGUUAGCUUUCUUGCACUCAUGCUCACUUAAAAAUUUUUUUCAGAAGCCUAAAAAUAUAUAUUUUUAAAAUUCUUUCAAGUUGGUGAAUGUUUGGAAAUAAGCAAAAUAAAUCACUAACUCAUAGCAAAGUGGAUUUGCUAGUGGAGUUUUGUUUUCAUGCUUUACAAGAAGUCAGGUAAUGGUAGAUGAGGCAUUUCUUUGUGCCAUAAGCACACAAAAUGCUCACCUACUCUAGUUAACCUUUGUUUAAUUAUUUAAAUAUAAAAUUUCAAGUGAGACAAGUUGUUGGAAAAGCUCCUGUGAAACAGGCAGUUUUAGUAAUUCUAGUACAAACCAGGAAGAAGGAGGUGUCUUUUGCUAUUAAUGAGUUUUUCAAAAUUGGGGAUAAAUAGUUCAACAUCUUUCCAAGUUGAACUUGAGAAUUUACAAGUGAGCUAAGACUUUUAAAGAUCUCUAUUUUACUCUUACAUGCUGUUUUUAAAGUUGACCAUUUGGGGAGUUUAAAAGCUUAAAUGGAUAUACAGUGGUAGGUUUCCAAAAUUAGCCUUAUGCCUUGGCUUGUUGAAGCAAUACAUUGGGGUUUUGUGAUAGUUAAAAGUCACAGAGAGCGGUUUGGGUUCAGAUGGGACAAGAGAACCAGUUUUAAUGCAUUCUGGUGAUCAAGACAAUACUUUUUUUUCCAAAAUGUAUAUAAAACCAUGUUUUUAACUGUUUUGUAUAGAUUUCAUUAUAAAUAACUAAGCAUUUUAUGACUUUGACAUAUCAUUUAAUUGUAUAUACAUGUAUAAGCUUAACUGCCCACGUUUUGGUGCUGAAGUACUACUGUAAGUAGAUUUCAUCCAAAGUCUAAUACAGCUUUUUGCAUCAGUCUUUUUUUUUUAAGCUGUCAUUUUACUGUUGAUAUUGUAGUUAAGGUUAAAAUCCAGUUGGAGUAACUCAAACUAAAAAAUACAAGCCCUAAAAACCAUUUAUAAUACCUGUCCCGAGUAUCCACCUAUGUUAGAACUUGCAAUAACCCCUAGAGGGGGCUCUUGGUUUUCUCUAACCUCAAUUACCUUAUAAAAGUCACUAGGACCUUCAUAUACUUCUCUUUUCCUUCUGUUUUCUUUUUCCAUCAGCAUUAAUUCCAAAAUAAUGUAGUUUAUAAUUGUGGAGAAGUGUUCUGAUAAAUUUGACAUGCAAAUACUGGAAUACUGGGUUAUGAAACAAAUUAUUUUUGUUACCUUUAUAUUGAAAUAAGUAUUGGUUUGGGUUCUGCUGUCCAUAGUGCUCGGGAUUGAAGAGAAUAAUGUUAUAAAUGAAACAUUUCACAUUUCUUUCUUUAGUUAAAUUAUAACCCUGCCAGUAUGUCAUUGUAGGUAGUUCAGGUUUUGAUAACUGUUCAGGAGUUUUUACUCUUAUUUUAAUGAAAUCACAGGCAUCAACAAAAGCGAACAAGUUAUUGCCGAAGUUGUGAAAGUUCCACAUUACUACAAAAUGACAAAAAGUGACUUAAUACUGAUGUUAUUGGCAGUGAACAGUCUGUUGUGCUUUGCAUAAGUCAGCAUAAGGAAUGGUCUGCAUUUUCAUACCCAGCUGUGAAAGGCCCAAAGCAGGUGACACACACAGUUCUUCUGGCUUGUAUCAAAUUUUCAUUGUCACCUGGGCUCUUGCAGUGCUUUGAGUGUCCCUGGCAUGUCUAGGAUGGGAAGGCCAAGAGAAUAUAAGAGAGAGCAAGAUUUUUCUUAAGCAGUUAUGACCAAGAACAUUGCCCUAAGUUACAGUUUCAGUUUUAGGUGAAGGUAUAUGCUUUCCCCAGCCAAAAACAGAUACCAGGAAAUGGCCUAAGGUGAAUUCAACACCUGAUGCAUUUACUAUAUUGAGUUCUGGUCCGAUUUAUUCUGUUUUAUGUAAGACUUGUUUGCCUCUCUAGUGAUGACUGGAGCAAAGGUAUGGACAACUACAGUGGACUAUUUGACAGUUCUUUGAAGACAGCAAAUUGUUAAACACCUGAAAGUUUUACAUGUUUCUUAGAGAAGUGAUUGAUUUCAGGUUGGCAAGUUGAAGCACAUGGUGGGGAUGUCUAGGGGUGAUGUAAGAAACUUAGAAGAAGGAACUUUGGUAAUUAAUGUGUUAAUUCUUGACACUCUUCUCUUGCUGCUUUCCCAAAUUUCAACUUUUCUUCAGAUUCUUCUGUUGAAUUUGUCUGUUUCAGCACUUCACCAUAUGAAUACCUUUAUGUGUAUAUUCUAAAUAAGAAAUAGACAAGAUGACCUAAAAUGUAGGGCAGAUAUGUUAAUUUUUUUUUUUACAUCAUUUUUGAUAAUGACAGUAAGACGAGGUGCUUGGAGCAUUUGGCCUUCUCUCCUUUGCAUGAACUCCAGGCAUCACUGCCUGUUCUUUUGUCCUGCCUGGCAGAUGUGCAGCUUUUCCUACGUGCCCUUGAGAUACUUCAUCCAUCUGCAGCCAUGCAUCCACUUCUCACAGCCCCAUAAAUAUCAGCAAACUGCUAAAAAUAAAACAUCCGUAUGUAAGAUAAUAUUUGCAUAUCCUAUCUCCCUCAUAAGCUGCAUUUUCAUUCCUGAAAUUAAUUUGAUGUCCCUCCUUGGAAUAGAAGAAAGCGUAGGUAUGGUGGUGUUAAUUUUUGGUACAGGGAAUUAGCAGGCACUAGGCUUGUAUCUUAUCAGGAGGCUGUGGAUAAAUUGUAGAGCAAGUGAAAUGGCAUUAAUGAGUCACUUUGAAUUCAGCAGUUUAAUGAACGUGCUCUGGCACUGCAGUAACACAUGAAUUUUCAAAAAAGGAUGCUAAGAAAGUGAACUGAAGUUAGAGGAAUUACUGAAUCUAGGGGGAAUUUAUGUGUGUUUUAAAGAUGCAGAGAAUCACAGAGGACUGCAUGUUGUCUGGAAAGGUUAAACCAUUGGGGUGAAAGUAUUUUCAGUCUCAGUCCUUCUCCCACUGACAAAGCAAGCUUUUGAAAUUUCAGGGCAAAAUAUAAAAAGGGCCCUUAGGGCCCUUUGAACAGAACACAUGACUAAAUCAAUGGGAUUUAAAAAACCCAACAACAAAAAAAACCUACCUGAAGCCUUUUAAAAAAUCAAAAAUCUUGAAUUAAGACUAAAUGCUUUUGUUUCUAAAGUAAAAAUAGUUCCCGAAGUCUAAGGAUUUCACAGGUGAAGGUGGUUGUGCAUCUCCACAGGGGCACACAAAGGCAGAUGGUUUCAGCUUGGUAACAUUCAAUCCAGAGAGGACUGAUCAUAAUUUAGGAUAAUGAACUAGAAAAAUACUGCUUUGGGGUUUGCCUGUGUUGGGAAAAAAGUAUGUUUAGCACUUGUGUGUCUAUGCUGGACUCCUUUCCCUAAGUUUUGAAGUAAACCAUGAAGAAUGUUUGCUAACA
Corvus hawaiiensis (hawaiian crow) is the source of this 7871-nucleotide messenger RNA. RefSeq names its product EMSY transcriptional repressor, BRCA2 interacting (gene EMSY). The record is from RefSeq and is a predicted model, not a curated record. NCBI's taxonomy places the organism in Eukaryota, Metazoa, Chordata, Aves, Passeriformes, Corvidae. Gene Ontology annotation, cellular component: nucleoplasm. The coding region runs from base 146 to 4018 and encodes 1290 amino acids. The transcript is spliced from 21 exons. Gene Ontology annotation, biological process: regulation of DNA-templated transcription.